GCUAAUCGAUACGGAGCCGCUUACAUACUCAGCUAUGUUUCUCAGUCUCAAUCAGUACAUCCUGGCAAUGUUUUUGUUAUAAUUACGACGUACAUUGUUUAUUGUGAAGUAAGCCUGUUUCUGCUUAGAAUAUCGCGAUCUCUUUGAGGUUAAGCGAUUCAGAAGUGAAUUUCAGUACAAGAUGAAAGUUGACAUUUACAAUAUACAGUGCACGACCCGAUAGAGGACGCUAGUGUCUACGUCAAAACAUAAGAGGUGUAUAAAUUGAUUUUUUGUUACUAUUACAUGUUUCUUUUAGUAGUGAAAGAUACAAAUUGUGUUUAGUUUGAAUUGAAAUUAAAUUUGUAAUCUAUAUCAAGAAAAAGAAAUAUACGACUAUACUGUGAUUUGAUUAAUUAAAUAGUAAUAAUGGAAGGCAUUCAGAAAGAACAGGUGCCGUUGAACAUUGAGAAGAAAAAAAGUAAACGCAAAUUUAGAACAUGGGAACGAAUAGGUAAAUGGGAUAUUCGUGAUAUUCAAAAAAGUUUUACGUUUAAAGUAGUUUCUUACAAUAUUCUUUCGCAACAUUUACUGGAAUCCCAACUAUACCUUUUUCAAAACUGUUCAAUGGUAAAUCUCCAGUGGGAUGUAAGAUCAAAACGUUUAUUUGAUCAGAUCAUCAGGUUAGAUCCUGACAUACUCUGCCUCCAAGAAGUUCAUGCAUCUUAUCGUGAGAGCUUCUUUUCGCAGUUUGAAGAAGUAGGCUAUACUGGUGUAUUUAAGAAAAGAACUGGAGUCUAUGAUGAUGGAUGCGCCAUUUAUUUUAAGAAAUCAGUUUUUCAAAUGGAAGAUCACAUUCUUGUGCAAUUUUGUCAGACAAGUUAUGGUAUUUUGAAUCGAGACGAAGUUGGGCUGGCUGUGCGGCUGGUCCCGCUCGAUGCGCGCGCUCCCUCCUCGCCUCUUGUCGUUGCCACCACGCGGCUUUUCCAUUACGUCGGGAGCGAACACGUGCGCCUCGCCCAGCUACAACUUUUCCUCGCGCAUUUGGAACGCUUUGCUAACAAUGGUUGCCAACUCGGAUACCAUCCAAUAAUACUAUCUGGUGACAUAAACUCAGCACACGAGACGCCUGUGAUCAAGUUCCUCACCAGAGGUCACGUUUCCGUCAGCAAAACUAGAUUAAGAGGAGUCGAAAUACAAAAUAUUAAUCAAGACCAGCCGCCGGAACUGGAGGGUCCUGCGAACCCGUGGGACGAAUCCUUACCUUUUGUCAGCGAACUAGAACAUCCGCUCAGCCUUCGUUCCGUUUAUGAACAUAGAAAAAAAAAUGGCAGACGCGAAGUCACCACUUUCUACCGUACUAAUUGGAAUAACUUUGAUUACAUAUUCUAUAGCCGCGACAGUAGGCUAAGAUUGCUGGCCCGUUACCGGCUGCCCACAGAUGCCGAGUGCAGGCAGCUGAUACGCCCUUACUCUAUCCCUAACCGCAAGCUGCCCUCCAACCACUUCUCUCUCGCCGCAAUCUUCCAGUACGGCUCUCCUAUGGCAAACUAAAUCAAUGUAGGAAAUGGAAUAAGCAUGUAAUGCGUAUCUUGCAACGAUUCUAAAGAAGUUAAGGUCCAUAGAUCUCCGAGUCACGUGUUUUAUUUACUUUUAAUGAAAUCUAUUAGAACGUGGUAAUUUAGAAACAAUAUCUUGUAGAGAAUACUAAUUUUGCCCUAAUUCGUACCAUUAAAUUCUCAUUAUGGUGCAUGAUUGCUCAAUUACUAUAUUUCCUAACUGUGGUAUAAAGUGAAUUUAUUUCGGUCUUUGAUAAAUAAAAAUAUUCAAUGUA
Messenger RNA from Papilio polytes (common Mormon), 1813 nucleotides. RefSeq names its product protein angel homolog 2-like. Gene Ontology annotation, molecular function: 3'-5'-RNA exonuclease activity. Bases 409 to 1533 code for a protein of 374 amino acids. Lineage: Eukaryota; Metazoa; Arthropoda; Insecta; Lepidoptera; Papilionidae. The record is from RefSeq and is a predicted model, not a curated record. The transcript has a single exon.